Molecule: messenger RNA, 459 nt
Organism: Cooperia oncophora
Lineage: Eukaryota; Metazoa; Nematoda; Chromadorea; Rhabditida; Trichostrongylidae
Source: the annotation of a GenBank genome assembly
AUGUCAGAUAUUUCCACUUGUGAGAUUGUCAAUCCACCAGGAGUUGACUGUGGUAUGGCCGAUGCUGGUCUAGAGGCUAAGAUUCGCCACAGAACAAUUUCAUGGUAUCCCGAUCUGCAACUUCAGAAAAAAUCGAUUAUUCGACGGAAUUUCAUGAACAUAGACCGCUCGCAAAUAACCAGACAUCCACCACACGAGGGUCCUGGCACGCCAAUGACACCAGCCACCUUUUUGGAGCGGAAAGCAAACCGGCAUAUCACUUGGGACAACGAGUGUCCUGUUUUCGUCGUCUAUGGAUACGAUCCUUGUCGAGGUGAACUCGAGUACGAUGAGAACACGAUGGACGACGCAAGCCUUAAAGAAGCCGAAGAGAUCGAGAAGAACAUCGACAAGAUUCUUGAUAAGGCUCGAACACCAGACAAAGAAGAGGUGCAAAAGAGCGCGCCACCGUCGAAAUGA